CUCGUGUACUCCGGGGUAUUUUUCUUAUAAGAGUGCGACACUAAUGCAGUGAUCGACAAGCCUUUUGGUUUGUCUCCUCUCUUCAUUCUACUGACUCCCCUAAUCCCCUGUGGGACACAACUUCCAAUCUUUCGGCCCGUAGUACGCGAUGCACCACGAGGAGCUUUAGAUCAGACCUGACCUUGCUUCUUUCUGGACAGUGGUCCAUAUCCUUUUUUCCCCCUUUAUUCUUACAACUGCCUCGGGGGGAUUACACUUGCUAAAUCAUCUCCGUCAUGACGCCGUUGACAUCGCUGGUCACCGCGCUCGCUAUCGCGAUUAGCGUCGGGAACAGGGGCGCGUAUGGGAAAACACAGGAGGUUCUCCUCGAUGCCUGUCCAGACUACACGUCUUAUUCCGCAGUGUCACAUGCUCCAUAUAGCGGCGGGCCGCUCAACCUCCCCUUCCAACGCCCGGCAACAGAAUGCAGGACCUUCUCGUCAUCGGCGGUGGAACAAGUGAUUGAAGAUGUGACAUCGCGAAUGGUGGACAAGGACCUAGCGCAGCUGUUCCGAAAUGCUUUCCCCAACACGCUCGAUACCACGGUUCGGUGGCACACGAACGGCUCGACGCCGAACACGACAAACAAAAAGCAUAAGAAGGCAAAGCUGAAUGGUUCUCAGUGGGAGGGAGCGCACUCGUUCAUUGUAACGGGAGAUAUUAAUGCGGAAUGGUUGCGCGAUUCUACAAACCAACUGGCGGGCUAUCAAGCGUUGGCAAAGAAGGACAAGUCUCUCUACACGCUGAUUCUGGGCGCGAUCAACACCCAGGCCGAAUAUGUGAUUCAGUCGCCAUAUUGCAAUGCGUUUCAACCUCCCCCGCCGAGUGGCAUCAACCCAAGCUCUAACGGAGUGAAGGACACGGUACACCCGGCGUAUGAGUCCUCAUUUGUCUUUGAAUGCAAGUACGAGCUUGACUCGCUGGCCCAUUUCCUCGCCCUGGGCACGCAGUUUUACGAGAACACAGACUCCGUGGAAUUCCUGACGAACAGAUGGUACAAGGCCUUGGACACCCUAUUGCACGUCCUGGAUGCCCAGUCCACCCCAACCUUCGACUCGAAUCAGCAAUUCGUGGUCAACGAGUAUACCUUCCAGCGAGAGACAACGCUGGGGACCGAAACGCUCAGCCUGAAGGGUGUGGGCAACCCCCUAAACCGCGGCACGGGGCUGAUCCGAAGCGCUUUUCGCCCCAGCGACGAUGCUACGAUUCUCGGGUUUUUCAUUCCGGCCAAUGCGAUGAUGGCUGUGCAGUUACAGAAGACUGCCAUAGUGAUCGAAGCCGCUGGAGGGGAUGCAUCCCUUGCCUCACAGUUGCGCCAGCGGGGGCAGGACCUAGAAAAGGCCGUCUGGGAACAUGGCGUCGUUGAUCACCCUAAGUUCGGCAAGGUCUUUGCCUUUGAGGUUGACGGGUAUGGGUCCCAAAUCAUGAUGGACGACGCCAACGUCCCGUCCCUGCUGUCCUUACCACUGCUCGGCUUUCUCGACCAGAACGAUCCGACUUACCAGAACACCCGGAAGAUGAUCCUCGACCCGACAGGGAAUCCGUACUACCUGAGUGGCUCUGCCUUUCACGGUAUCGGAGGACCUCAUAUCGGUUUCCAGUAUGCCUGGCCCAUGUCUCUCCUGGUGCAAGCUCAAACAAGCAACUCCGAAACGGAAAUCAUGGACUCUAUCAAUCUCGUCCGCGACUCGAGCCUGCUCGGCCUCGUCCACGAGUCCAUCAACGUCAACAACAUCAAAGACUACACCCGGCCGUGGUUCGCGUGGGCCAAUUCCGUUUUUGCGCAGACCAUCCUGAAGAUCGCCGCGGAGAAGCCUUGGUUGAUUUUUGGACCGGGAGCGUCGCCUUAUACUCUUUAGUUUUUACCCUUAUCCUUUUGAAACAGAA
This is a messenger RNA of Penicilliopsis zonata CBS 506.65, 1926 nucleotides long. RefSeq lists its product as hypothetical. The record is from RefSeq and is a predicted model, not a curated record. Gene Ontology annotation, biological process: carbohydrate metabolic process. The transcript has 3 exons. NCBI's taxonomy places the organism in Eukaryota, Fungi, Ascomycota, Eurotiomycetes, Eurotiales, Aspergillaceae. The coding region runs from base 276 to 1898 and encodes 540 amino acids.